Molecule: messenger RNA, 2199 nt
Organism: Leptosia nina
Lineage: Eukaryota; Metazoa; Arthropoda; Insecta; Lepidoptera; Pieridae
Source: the annotation of a GenBank genome assembly
AUGUUAACACAGGGUACGGCAGACAUAGUUCUCGAUUCGUGCGUGGACUACUGGAACGGGAAAGAUCUAACACCCAUAUCCCCAUCAGACAGGAAGAAAAUCAUCGAUUUCUAUCAAAGGAAUUCCCUUACAGCGUACUGCACAGCAUUUGCUUAUAAGCCCAUCACAAGAAAUAUAUCGCCGUCCCUUGCGCAAACAUACCUCGAGCUGCCUGCUGACAGUCGCCAGCUAUACGCACCACAUUCCCAGCUGUGGGCAGAUGCGCCGGCGCUACAUUUCCAUUCAACAGAUUCCCUCCUAUUUAACGAAGUGACAGAUGACGAUGUGACCGACGUAGACGGAUACUUCGACCUGCAGUGUAACCAGGUUUUCAUAGGCAUGGUAACAAUGCAAUACCAGGCGCAAAGCGACAUGGUAGAGCUGAUAGAGCGAUUGGAGCGCGCAUGCAUACGGUUUGUGCAUUUCAGCAAGGAGAAUGAGCUGAGGUCACGAGUCUUUAGCGAGAAGAUGGGAUUGGAGUCUGGCUGGAAUUGUCAUAUUUCGCUCAUGAGCCAGCCGCCACAGAGCAAGCCGAGUUCGCCCUUGUCGUCUCAAACGCUGUCACGCGAGCGUCCUAACACCGCCACGCAACUCACUAGACCCGAUACGGGUGACGCCUUUCCUUAUAGUGGUAAUAUUACAUCUUCAAAAGCGUUGUCGAUGUCCGCCCCGGGUGCUAUUAAUUUGGAACAAGGAACUGUCAAGUUUGACAACGAAAUUAAGAAGAACAGACAUUCAAUUACCACACAGAAUACUUUGAAGCACCUGGAGCGGAACAGCAUUCCAGGAGGAAGAUCGACCGACUCAGUACUGGAAGACGAGGGAACGGAGUCCCCUGGUGAUGCCUGCCGGUCACUAUCCUGUCUUACUGAUUCCACAGACCACUCUGCGCCGUUACAUUUUGAUAUGAGCAAUCGAGCAAAACUACCGCGAGGCAUUGAAAAUAUUCGUCCUCACAUAGAGCAAGUGGACAACGUGCCUCUCCUUGUCUCGCUGUUCACAGACUGCACUCCGCGGUCUGUGCAAAGGAUGAUACAGAUUAUGCAAGAUUACGGUGAAGUUGUGUGCGUGAUGGGAUCGGCAGCGAAUUGUCUCAACAUGGAGAUAUUUAUGCAAGCGGAUGCUAGUGUUGCAGUAGAACCACUGUACCCGGUCCUAUGCCAAAAACUACCGCCCUACCGACUACCACAAGGCUGUAUUGGACCAAUCGACCUCGCCCGGGCUUUGAACUCGCUACCCUGCUCUCUAUCGAUGGCGCGCGAGACGGACGUGUCGCUGUUCACAUUGAUCACGAUGUCGAGACAUUUUACCGCGUGCCUCUGGAACUGCACACAGUUCUGGAUCUGCAGUGCUUGCUUUAUAUCCCUUUUGCAGGUGUUCUCACUCUACGCGUUUCUACCCCUUGUGCUAAAUACCGGCGGAGCGAUGUGGUGCAGUGCUGCUAGCGUGCCGUUACUAGCGACGUCGCUGGCUUUCACUCCCGCGGAUAGGCAUGUUAUGCAGCGCGCUGCUACCAGACCACCAUUGGAAUUCACUGCUAAGAUGGCGCUAUUCGUGUUUUGGUGUUACGCCUGCAAGUUUCUACCCUCAGUGAUAUCGAUAUUAGUUCUAUACGGUUUCACGUUGCGCAGCUUUUGCGAACAAAUAUCAGUCGCCACGAACAGCACAGGCUGUUGGUUGGUGUACCCGAUCAACACAGGGAAUUACUCUAUCGAUCACGAUCUGACUUUGCACAGUUGGCACGGGUGGGGCGAUCUGUUCUAUGAAGGAUUUUAUUUGGCGCAGCACAUUACCUUGGCGUUGGUAACUUUGCAUCUAAUCGCCAUAUCGAUAUCAUUUAUACAUCGGCACUCAUCUUUAUGGCGAAGGGGGUUUUGGGCAAACAAAGUUUGGUGCGUCGCUGUUGUAGUUUUGGUAAUAUUACAGAGUAUAUUCAGUGGUACGAUGCUGUCAAAUCAAAGUUAUGGGUCCUGCGGUGCUUGGCCCUGUCCAGAGUACCACUUGGAAUGGCCCUUGCUCGUCGGUUAUGCUGUGUCGCCCAUACUUGCACUUAUACUGAACGAACUAAUUAAAUAUCAGGAAAUUGAAGUGGACGAAAGGAACCAACGACGUGCCAGAUUAGACUUUGGCACCAAACUGGGAAUGAACUCACCAUUCUAA